AUGACCGAACGAGAUGCCCUAGUACAGGAGUAUGAAAUUUUGCGCGCCACUUCCCGGUCGUUCGCUAUUCAUGCCAAAAUUGGUUAUGGACUUUACGGUCUCGUCGCAGCCAAAACCUACCUCCAAGUAACAGGUGCCUACGAUGUGUCGAGCGAGGAGAAAGACACCGCUUCCAACCCAGAAGUACCGCCUGUCUUCACUUCCUCGUCCUCUUCAUCUGGAUCCAGUACAGGCAGUGUCGAAGUCGACAUUAUACCAACCGUCCUGAUCAUCGACGCAGCGAAGUCUCUCGGCGGCACGUGGGCCCAAGAGCGCCUGUACCCCAAUCUGCUCAGUCAGAAUUCCUACGGUCUGUACGAGUACAGUGACUUGCCUUUGGGGGACGCUCUGCGGGACAGUGAGAGCCUUGAGGGAGAAGAUCCAGCCGGGCAGUUUAUUCCUGGAUGGAAGAUUCAUCGGUAUCUGCAAGUUUGGUGCGAGAAGUGGGGGUUGCUGGGGAGGAUGAGGUUUGGAUGGAGGGUCGUGAGUAUUCGUCGGCUUCUCACAGGGGAAUGGGAAGUCAGGGUUAUCAUCUCUCAUGAAGACUGCCAGGACAGCUCCAUCACGCUCAUCUGUGAUAAGUUGAUUUUGGCAACGGGGCUGACAUCUGAGCCCAAUAUCCCUAAUAUUCCAGACGAGACAGAAGCAGGGGAGAAAGAUUGCCUGCCUAGAAUCCACGCCAAAGAAGUCGGUCAGUACUGUCGCGAGAACCUAGGCUAUCGUCCCAUCCCGCGCGCAAAGAAGAAAAAGAAGGAUAGCGAUGAAAUACGCACUCUUGAUGAACAGAAGCUACGUACGGUCGUUGUGCAAGGAGGAGCAAAGUCCUCUUUUGAUUUCGUCCAUCUGUUUGCCUCUCUGCAUCGCGACGUGCCAUUGCAUUCGUUGGACAGCAAGCAUCCUACAAAGGUGCAGGUCCACUGGGUAAUCCGCGAGAAGAACGCAGGCCUGGCGUGGAUGGCGCCCCCGGAGUCGAAGCUCCCUAAUGGGCGGUUCGCACCCAGCGACAAGGCGGCGAGUACGAGGCUGGUGGGCAUGUUGACGCCGUGCGUGUAUAACACCCCGAAGCGGAUUGCCAUCUCGCGACCGACUGGCGCCGAUGCGUGGGGAUGGCGGCCGAGGGUCGAGGGUACUUGGUGGUGUAGACUCCUCCACGGUAACCCUGUCGGUCGGCUUGCGGUCCGCCGGUUGUGGAAUUCUAUUGAUCGAGACAUUAAGAUGUCGGCGGGGUAUGAUUCGGAUUCUAAAAUGGAGAAGCUGCGACCGGGGAGUAGCGUCAUCGACUGUGCCGCAUCUGGCGGCAUCGCAAACCACCCGAACUUCUGGGAGACUCUCCGUGGCGAGAACGUGCAUGUGCAUCGAGCUGAUAUCACGGCGUUCACUGAAUCAGCCUGCAACCCCACUGUCCAUCUCGACAACGGCGACGUAAUCCCCGACGCGGAUCUCAUUGUGCACGCCACUGGAUGGAAGCCCGUAGCGUCUAUCCCGUUCGAGCCGGCUUCGCUGGCGUAUACCCUCGGCCUCGCAUGCUCUGUGGAGAAGCUGGCGCAGCAGCCAUGCGACGGUAUAUCACGGUUGCUGUCUGCGUGGGACGAGCUGGACUCGAAGAUUGAGUCGAAGAUGAGAUGCGUCUUCGAUGCUAACAAGUUCCGUGCUCUGCGGCGGGCCUCCGAGAGCACUUCUUACCGACUUUUCCGGAGAAUGGUGCCCCCAUCGCUGGCUGCGCAGGGUGACCACUCGUUUGUUGUUCUUGGCGUCGUGCUGAGUAGUACUGUCGCUGUUGUUGCGGAGGUGCAGGCUCUUUGGGCAGCGGCGUUUCUAACGGGGGCCCUGGACGGAGAGGGUCAUUCCUGUGGGGGGCUGCCCUCUCCGUUGCAGAUCAAUGGUUGCGUGGAGGAUGGCUUGCGCGAGGCCGUCUCGGAAGAUGUUGUCUGGGGAAAACUAACGGGUAGUGGCUUAGAUGUAGAUGCCAUCCAUUAUAACGACAUCCUGUUGCGGGACCUUGGGCUCAACCCUUAUCGGCUGGGCGGGGGCUGCUUUAACGAGCUGAUGGGAACUUAUGGUCCGGCGGCGUACGCUGGGAUUGUGGACGAGUGGUUGCGUCGACGAGAAGAAGACAAGUAUUGA
Molecule: messenger RNA, 2163 nt
Organism: Aspergillus candidus
Lineage: Eukaryota; Fungi; Ascomycota; Eurotiomycetes; Eurotiales; Aspergillaceae
Exons: 5
Coding region: 1-2163 (720 amino acids)
Source: RefSeq, a predicted model, not a curated record